This is a messenger RNA of Anastrepha obliqua, 510 nucleotides long. Its product is annotated as dual specificity protein kinase shkD-like. NCBI's taxonomy places the organism in Eukaryota, Metazoa, Arthropoda, Insecta, Diptera, Tephritidae. The record is from RefSeq and is a predicted model, not a curated record. Bases 1 to 510 code for a protein of 169 amino acids. The transcript has a single exon.
AUGACCGAAUUGGAUCGUAUUUCAGCUACUUCAACAACAACAAUUGUGCAUGCAGCAGCAGCCAAGCAAUUGCAACAGGCCACGGCCACAUCAACAACAACCACACCGCUCAACAGCAACUCGAACAACAACAACAAUGCAGCAAGCCCAAAUCGCAAUAAACGCAAUACCAAUUCAACGCAGCGUGCGCACAGCAACAACAAUAGCAUCACUGGCAGCGCCACCGGUGGUGGCACAACUGCCGGUGGUUACGCAAUUGUGCCAACAUCUGGUGGACCCACACACGCCAUAUCUACCACCAGCGCGCAGAAUAGCUUCAGCACACCGCCAACUACAUCUACAGCGCCACGCAGUAAGCCAAUACGUAUAGCACCUGCACCAGCGCCACCAAGCGGCUCACCCAAUAAAAACGCCACUGCUACGACCACCCCAGCAACAACAGUGGCUCUUAGCCAAGCGCAGGCACAACAAGCCGCUGCUACGCAACAGCUCUCGGCGCUGGGCAAAUGA